Ambispora gerdemannii is the source of this 1524-nucleotide messenger RNA. NCBI's taxonomy places the organism in Eukaryota, Fungi, Glomeromycota, Glomeromycetes, Archaeosporales, Ambisporaceae. The record is from the annotation of a GenBank genome assembly.
AUGAUUGAUUUAUACGAAUUGGUUAUUUUGAGUUGUACCGUUAUUGCUGGAUACUUAACCUACAAAUUGUACCUGUAUCCAUUCUAUUUAUCACCUAUUCGAAAACUACCUGGGCCACCUACUGACGCGCCGUUAAUGGGAAACACUUUAUCAUUUCUCAAAGAAGAGUUCGGAGUACCACAACUUCGAUGGGCAGAAAAAUAUGGUGGACUGUUAAGAUUCCACGGAUUUCUCAAUGUCCCUCGUAUACAAAUAACUGACCCAAAAUUAAUACAACACGUGACAGUUAAUAAUGUCUACGAGUACCCGAAGCCUCCGUUUCUUAUAGCAAAUUUGUUACCGAUAUUGGGAAAAGGAUUGUUGUUGGUGGAAGGCGAUGUUCAUAAGCGGCAACGAAAGUUGAUGACGCCUGCUUUUACAUUUGCAAAUAUAAAGGGAAUGGUCCCGAUAUUUGCAAAGCCAUUACAUACUUUGAAAAAAAUAUGGAUCGAGUUAUUGGAAAAUCAUAAAGAUGGAAAAGAGAUACAGAUCGAUAUUAUGUCGUUUAUGUCGAAAGCUACGUUAGAUGCUAUCGGAAUGAUUGGUUUCAAUUACCAAUUAAAUGCGUUGACCGGGAACGACGAAUUAGCAAACGCUUACACAAUGGCUUUCGGCACAGAAAACAAACCACAUGCUCUUUACAUUAUUCUCUCAAAUUACUUUCCGAUAAUGCGGAAUAUUCCCAUAAAAGCGAAUCGUGAUACUCAACGAGCAUCGAAAAUUGUUGAUAAAGUUUCGAUGCGUCUGGUAAAAGAACGACAAGAGGCGGCAAUCAAAGGAGAAUUGGAAGGAAAUGAUCUGUUGACGUCGUUGAUUAAGGUCAAUUUACAACAAUCAAACGAGGAGGAAAAGAUGUCUGAUAUUGAAUUACAACAACAGAUUAUGACAAUCCUGGCAGCUGGUCAUGAAACUACCUCGGUAGCUACGACAUGGGCUAUUUGGUUUCUCUCCAAACAUCUAGAUAUACAAGACACUUUACGUAAAGAAAUUAUUGAACACUUUCCCGACUCAGAUUUCGUUCCAGAUUUUGACACGAUAAAUUCAUUGGAAUAUCUGAAUUGUGUUAUAAAGGAAACAAUGAGACUAGUACCUCCGGUACCAAUUGGAUUACGAAUCGCCUCAAAAGACGACAUACUAAACGGUUACCUCAUCCCAAAAGGCACGCGAGUAUCUAUAAAUAUAGUCGCCAUGCACCGACUAUCUUCUUUCUGGGGCCCAGACGCCGAAAAAUUCGUUCCGUCACGGUGGCUUGACCCUACACUCACCACAAAACUUUCAAAUUUCAAUUACUUGCCAUUUCUGACGGGUCCUCGGUCGUGUAUUGGGAAUAAGGUUGCGUUGAACGAGUUCAAAGUGUUUUUGGCGGUGCUGAUAAGGAAUUUCAAAUUUCGUGAGAUUGAAGGAUUUGCUGUGAAAAAAGAAUUGAGAAUUACGUGGAGACCGAAGCCGAAUUUGAAGUGUUGGGUUUCGAGAGUUAAAGAAUAA